AUGUUCCAUGGCAUGCGGACCGCUAGCAAGGCACCGGCUUAUAGCCCACUGAAUUCUGGGCUGUCUGGUGUCGACAUUGAACUUCUUGAGAAUCGGGGCCAUGUGCCGGAGCAGAGGUCCCGAAAGGAACCAGAUGUCGUCACGGGUGUGGAGUACAUCACAGAUGAGCCAGCUGAAACGGAUCUUCCUGAUGAGGGGAAGAGAUCAUGGUGGCGAAGAAACCUCUCGGGCUGGCGUGGCGGCCUUGCGGUCUGCAUCGCUCUUACUGCCAGCGUUCUUGCCAUCAACAUCGGCUUCCUGAUUUGGGCGGUAUUGCCGUCAUCAUCCGUGAAACUGGACAAGAAGAGCGGCCUAGGCGUUCUGUACCGUGGCGACAGUGACACGAUGGAUGAGCUAUCCCGUGUGAUCCACUUGGUAGUCAACGUCCUCGGAACAUUGCUGCUCGGCGCCAGCAACUAUAGCCUGCAGAUCAUGCUGGCACCGACGAGAGCUGAGGUCGAUAAUGCACAUCGAAAGAGAGAUUGGGUCGAUGUUGGUGCACAGUCGCUCCGGAAUCUGAAAUUCAUCGGGAGGGGCAGGGCGCUAGUUUGCGCGGCGCUGGCGGUGUCGUCGCUGCCUUUGCAUCUUUUGUGA
Lasiodiplodia theobromae is the source of this 633-nucleotide messenger RNA. RefSeq lists its product as uncharacterized. NCBI's taxonomy places the organism in Eukaryota, Fungi, Ascomycota, Dothideomycetes, Botryosphaeriales, Botryosphaeriaceae. The record is from RefSeq and is a predicted model, not a curated record. Bases 1 to 633 code for a protein of 210 amino acids. The transcript has 2 exons.